CCGGCAGGUGUGUUGCUCGGCGUCCUCCGGCUUCGCCGCCCGCUCACAAUGCGUGGCCGCCGCCGCCGCCGCUGCUUCUGCGCACUGGCAAGGAGGAGACCCGGCUGGAAGGAGAAGGGGAGGCGGGGAAGGCAAGGCAAGGAGAGCGUGGGAGAAAGAGUGGCGCCUCCUCCUCCUCCUGCUGCUGCUCCUCCUGCCGCCGCCGCCGCGUACCAGCGAGUGGAGCGCAGUCGAGGUCGUCCCGCUGCCAGAAGCAGUGCGCCUUCGCUGGGCGCCUCUCUCCCUCGGGCGCCGCCGCCGCCGCGGCUCCUCCUCAGAGCAGCCCGGGGACAAAGCGGGACGCGGCGUCUCCUUGAGAGCUGGAAUGUGCACUGUUUUCCCUAUACUUUUUUAAGAAGCAAGAGGUUCAGAAGGGCAAAGCUGAAGGAUGCCGUCUGAGGUGUGCCUCAGUUUUCAAGAUAUGCUGACUGGCCAGAGGCUUUGCCAGUCUAGUUCUCAUAAUGAUGCUGUCUUGGCUGCUCUGAACCAGCAAAGAAGUGAUGGGAUCCUCUGUGAUAUAACUCUUAUAGCGGAAGAGCAGAAAUUCCAUGCCCACAAGGCAGUCCUAGCAGCUUGCAGUGACUACUUCAGAGCGAUGUUCAGCCUUUGUAUGGUUGAAAGUGGCGCAGAUGAGGUGAAUUUACAUGGCAUCACAAGCAUAGGUUUAAAGCAAGCUCUGGACUUCGCAUACACUGGACAGGUACUCUUGGAACCAGGUGUGAUUCAAGAUGUGCUUGCUGCAGGGAGCCAUCUGCAGCUGCUGGAAAUGCUUAGUUUAUGUUCUCACUAUCUUAUCCAGGAGUUAAAUAGCUUUAAUUACUUGGACCUAUAUAAACUUGCUGACCUAUUUAACCUCACUUUACUGGAAAAAGCGGUGGUUGACUUCUUGGUAAAACACCUAUCUGAGCUACAGAAGAACCACCCAGAAGAAGUCCUGACGCUACCAUACUGCCUCAUCCGAGAGGUCUUGAAGAGUGACCGACUCACGUCACUGAGCGAAGAACAAAUUUGGCAGCUAGCUGUGAGGUGGCUAGAACACAAUUGUCGUUACCAAUACAUGGAUGAACUUCUCCAGCAUGUUCGGUUUGGGCUUAUGGACGUGGACACCUUGCAUACAGUAGCCCUCUCUCACCCUCUUGUCCAAGCUAGUGAAACUGCAACAGCACUGAUCAAUGAGGCCUUGGUAUAUCACCAGAGUAUCUAUGCACAGCCAAUAUGGCAGACCAGAAGGACAAAACCUCGCUUCCAGUCAGACACUCUUUACAUCAUUGGCGGGAAGAAACGGGAGAUCUGCAAAGUUAAAGAACUUCGAUACUUCAAUCCUGUAGACCAGGAUAACGUUUAUAUAGCAGGGAUUGCAAACUGGAGUGAGCUGGCUCCCAUGCCGGUAGGAAGAAGCCACCACUGUGUUGCUGUAAUGGGAGAUUUCCUUUUCGUAGCAGGUGGCGAAGUUGAGCAUGCCACCGGCCGCACUUGUGCAGUACGGACUGCUUGUAGAUACAACCCUCGAAACAAUUCUUGGGCUGAAAUAGGUCCAAUGAAGAACUGCCGGGAACAUUUUGUGUUGGGAGCUGUGGACGAAUACCUCUAUGCAGUCGGAGGUAGAAAUGAGCUACGUCAAGUGCUGCCUACGGUGGAGCGCUACUGCCCUAAGAAGAACAAAUGGACUUUCGUUCAAUCCUUUGACAGAUCCCUUUCCUGUCAUGCGGGAUAUGUUGUGGAUGGUCUCCUUUGGAUAUCAGGAGGAGUAACAAAUACUGCACAAUAUCAGAACAGGCUAAUGGUGUAUGAUCCUUCACAAAAUAAAUGGCUUAGCCGCAGCCCCAUGUUGCAGAGAAGAGUCUACCAUUCAAUGGCAGCUGUGCAAAGGAAGCUGUAUGUUUUAGGAGGCAAUGACCUGGAUUAUAACAAUGACAGGAUUCUUGUCCGCCACAUAGAUUCCUACAAUAUAGACACUGACCAGUGGACACGCUGCAACUUCAGUCUGUUGACAGGCCAAAAUGAAUCGGGAGUUGCUGUUCACAAUGGCAGAAUAUACUUAGUUGGUGGCUACUCAUUUUGGACAAAUGAACCCUCCGCAUGUAUCCAGGUGCUGGAUGUUAGUAAGGAAGGAAAAGAAGAGGUUUUCUAUGGGCCCACCUUGCCUUUUCCUUCUAAUGGGAUAGCUGCCUGCUUCCUUCCGGCACCCUACUCAACAUGCCCCAACCUGCAGCCUUUGCAAGUGCCUCAUCACAAGAUAGGCACUAUGUGAGAAAAGGAGCGUGACUGACGAGAGAGGAAGCUUCUUCAUCCAUCCUGAUUUCAUCUUCGAAUCAACCAAAAGGGGAAGAAUUGUUCUGAAAUUCUUUAUUGUAUUAAAUGCAGUAGAAGCCAAAAAGAACACUAAUGAAAGGGGGCCAGAAUUGCACCUAGACCUUCCUACCUUCAAGCAGGGCUUGGGCAUCUUUGCUCACUAAGUAUUCUAGGAACAUUUUAUGCAGUUUAUUUGGCUUCACACUUACAAGGAUCUGCCAGGAUUACUGAUUUCCCAAAGUGCUUUGCAAAAGAGAGAGUGAUACGUCAAUGAGGAAACAUAAUACUACAUAUGCAAUUUAAUAUAUUUGGCAAAAAAGGGAUCCUUGAUUUAGUUCCAUAAGUUGUUGCUUCUAGCGCUAGGUACUGUCAAAGACGUGCAAAAAAUGAAUUUUGCUUUUUCACUUAAACAUAGAAAUUCUCAAAAUGUGGGCUACAACUGCAAUGAGUUUGGACUUCAUUAAAAAAAAGGCUGGAAAAGGACUUGAGUACUUGCUCUUGAUCUUAGAAAAACCUUGAAGUUUUAACUGCUGUGCAUUCCAACAUUUCUCAACUGCAGGUGUAAGGAGCUCUGUUAGCCUCUGAAGAACCAGAUGUUUCUUAUGACUGCCUCAUGGAGGUGAGGGUUAAAGGCUGGACUAAAAGCAAUGUAGUUAUUAAAAGUUUAUGCUGGAGAAAAGGCAGCUAGGUGGUGCUAUCAACAGAACAAAAGUGUCAUGUAGAACGGAGGAGUGAGACAGGCACAUUAAAGGUUGCUGUAACGCCUUGCUGUAGUGUUCCCUAUAGAAUUAGACCUUGAAUUGCAACUUAGACAUAGUGAAGUUUGUUCGUUAAGCUUGAGUUUGUACGUCUUUGUAUCCAAAGUGGUUUUUGAAACUACAGAACUAUUUAGUAGAAACUUUUAGGAAAGCUGUCCCCACCCCCCCAUCCUGCUUAAUUCCAAUAUCUUCAUUUGUCAAAAGCUGCAAGGAGAAUAACUCUUGUCUAGAGACCAUUCUGAGAUUUAUUUUUGCCUAUUUUAAGUUUGCCCUAAAGAGCAAUUUAAAGUAACUGAUUGAGCAUCUGGCUCUGGGCAAUUUUGCACUGCUCUAUACUAGCCUUCCCAAUUUUUAGCACUUACAGUUAACAAAAAAGGCAAGAGGGAUUUAACAACUAAAAAUGUGUAAGUAAGAGAACAUGGGAAACAGUAUUUUCAUUCACAUUAACUUGAGGAUCCUGUUGCUGGGGAAGGGUAGUAGCAACCAGCUUGAAUGUUGCAAGGCAAAGCAGUUGGCAUUAAGGUAUGCUAUGCACUGCCCCCUCCCCCAGUUUUGGAAGGGCAACUGUUACAAGAGUUUGCACU
Molecule: messenger RNA, 3673 nt
Organism: Podarcis raffonei (Aeolian wall lizard)
Lineage: Eukaryota; Metazoa; Chordata; Lepidosauria; Squamata; Lacertidae
Gene: KLHL32
Product: kelch like family member 32
Exons: 11
Coding region: 428-2290 (620 amino acids)
Molecular function (GO): protein binding
Source: RefSeq, a predicted model, not a curated record